Messenger RNA from Anastrepha obliqua, 730 nucleotides. Its product is annotated as apyrase-like. Gene Ontology annotation, biological process: AMP catabolic process. Bases 43 to 708 code for a protein of 221 amino acids. The transcript has 4 exons. Gene Ontology annotation, molecular function: 5'-nucleotidase activity. Gene Ontology annotation, cellular component: plasma membrane. The record is from RefSeq and is a predicted model, not a curated record. Lineage: Eukaryota; Metazoa; Arthropoda; Insecta; Diptera; Tephritidae.
GACCCUGAAACUGUGGCUGCUAUCGAACCAAUUAAAAAAGAGAUGGACGUACUCGGUUCUGUGAUUCAGGGCGAAACAAGAGUUGAAUUAAGAAAGUCGACAUGCAGCGCCGGCGAGUGCAAUUUGGGUAAUUUCUUCUGCGACGCAAUGAUACACGCUUUUACUGGCUUAACUCCAUACUCGGAGAGUCCUUGGACAAAUGUUUCAAUUGGCCUUGUAAAUACAGGUGCUUUGCGGGUACCAAUUUACAGAGGAAAUAUUUCAUACGCUCACUUAGUGACGAUGUCGCCCUUUGAGAAUAGACUCGCUGCAUUUAAUCUACCAGGCCAUAAACUCUUAGAAGCUUUGGAAUUCAGUGUUAACCCAAUUGAUUUGGAAGGUGGAGUCACUAGCUCCUCAAUAUUUCUGCAAGUUGCCGGUCUAAAAAUAACCUACAAUUUUACGAAUGCAGUGGGUCAACGAGUGGUCGAUGUUAAAGUGCGUUGCGCCGAUUGUGAAAUUCCAGUCUACGAUGAUUUGGACUCAACGAAAAUUUAUCGCAUCGUGGCCCCAGAUUUCCUCGCAGAAGGAGGAGGCGGGUUUACAAUGUUAAGAGAUUAUGGCUCUGACUGGCAGAAAGAGAUGACUGACUUGGAUGCCUUAUUGUCAUAUACAAAUCAAAUAACUCCAAUUUAUACAGGAAACGAGAAACGUAUAAUGGUGUUAUGAAACAUCCGCAAAUCGAUUACAC